UCCGAGCCGCUCCCCGCGGCUGGCCCGUCCGGGGAGGAGGCGCCGAGCUCCGCGCCGGCUGCCCUCCCCUCGUCCCCGGUCCCGCCGGGAGCGGGGCUGCCCGGCCGCGGGAAGGGGGGAGGCAGCGCGGUCAGGAGGCGGGAGCCGCCGGAGUUUGCCCGCCCGUUCGCGAUGGGGCGCGGCCCCGCCUGAGCACCUGCCGGCACCCCCGGCUGCCCGCGAUGGAGAGCCCCGCGGGCGGCAGCGCGGCGGCGGCGGAGCCUGCGCGCCCCGGCGCGGAGCCGGAGCUGCCGGCGGAGGCGGCGGCGGGAGGCGGGGAGGCAGCGGAGGUCUGCGGGGCAGCCCCGCGGCCGCGCUGCCUGCGGGCCGUCUACGUGCUGAACGAGCCGCCCGAGGCGGGCGCCGGGGCGCGGAGCCCGGAGGCCGGGGCGCGGCAGUGCCUGCAGCGGGCCUGCGAGGCCGAGGGGGCCCAGCUCGGCACCGUCCACUUCGGGGAGCUGGACUUCGGGGAGACGGCGGUGCUGGACGCCUUCUACGACGCGGAUGUUGCAGUUGUGGACAUGAGUGAUAUUUCCAAGCAGCCAUCACUGUUUUACCACCUUGGUGUGCGUGAAAGCUUUGACAUGGCUAACAAUGUUAUACUCUACCAUGACACUGAUGCUGACACUGCUCAGUCUCUCAAGGAUAUGGUAUCUCAGAAAAACACAGUUGCCAACUGCAAAGCUUUUCUUCCGGUUCAAGUACCUCCCGAAUACCGCAGUGCUAAUCUGAUAGGCAAAGCUUCCAGUGGCAAUUAUUAUUUUAUUCCAUAUAUCGUCACACCUUGUGCUGACUGCUUUUGCUGUGAAAGUGAUGCCCAGCGAAGAGCUUCUGAGUAUAUGCAACCCAGCUGGGAUAAUAUCCUGGGGCCACUUUGUGUCCCACUAGUGGACAAGUUUAUCAGCCUUCUCAAGGAUGUUCAUGUUACAUCAUGUGCCUAUUACAAAGAAACAUUGCUAAAUGAUAUUAGAAAAGCAAGAGAGAAGUAUCAAGGAGAUGAACUGGCUAAGGAGCUGGCCAGGAUUAAGCUUCGGAUAGAUAAUACUGAAGUGCUGACUUCUGACAUUGUCAUAAACCUGCUUCUUUCCUACAGAGAUAUUCAGGACUAUGAUGCUAUGGUGAAGCUGGUAGAAACACUAGAAAUGCUUCCUACCUGUGAUCUGGCUGAUCAACACAACAUUAAAUUUCAUUAUGCUUUUGCAUUAAAUCGAAGAAAUAAUGCAGGUGACAGAGAGAAGGCACUACAAGUUAUGCUUCAAGUCCUACAAACUUGUGAUCACCCUGCUCCAGAUAUGUUUUGCUUAUGUGGGAGGAUCUACAAAGAUAUGUUUCUUGAUUCUGACUGUAAAGACACCAAUAGCAGAGAUCAUGCCAUUGAAUGGUAUCGCAAAGGGUUUGAACUCCAGUCAACUCUGUAUUCUGGAAUUAACCUUGCAGUUUUGCUGCUUGUUGCAGGACAACAAUUUGAAAGCUCAAUGGAACUAAGGAAAAUAGGUGUACGGUUAAACAGUUUAUUGGGAAGAAAAGGAAGCCUAGAAAAAAUGAACAGUUACUGGGAUGUGGGACAGUUCUUCAGCGUGAGCAUGCUGGCUAAUGAUGUUGGUAAAGCAGUACAAGCAGCAGAGAAACUUUUUAAGCUGAAACCUCCAGUAUGGUACCUGAAAUCAUUAGUUCAGAAUCUGAUGUUAAUUCAGCGCUUCAAGAAACUCACCAUAGAACAUUCUCCUAGACAAGAAAGAUUGACUUUCUGGCUAGAUAUAAUUUUUGAGGCAACAAAAGAGAAAACUAAUGGACUGCGGUUUCCAGUUUUGGUGAUAGAACCAACUAAAGUCUACCAGCCUGCUUAUGUUUCAAUCAACAAUGAAGCAGAUGAGAGAUCUCUCUCUUUGUGGCAUGUGUCUCCUGCUGAAACGGUAAAGCUACCUGAAGAUGUGUUUAAGAAACAGAUUCAUGAAUGGAAUUUUACAGCUUCUUCCAUUAGGGGAAUAAGUAUUUCCAAAUUUGAUGAACGAUGUUGUUUUCUUUAUGUCCAUGACAACUCUGAUGACUUUCAGAUCUACUUUUCUACAGAAAACCAAUGCAGUAGAUUCUGUGGGUUGGUGAAAGAAAUUUUGUCUGAUGCAGUUGGCAAUACUUUGGAAUUAGAAGGAGAAAUAGAUGGAGACACACUGGAGUAUGAAUAUGAUUAUGAUGAGAAUGGUGACAGGGUAGUUCUAGGGAAAGGUACUUACGGAAUAGUUUAUGCUGGAAGAGACCUUAGUAAUCAGGUCCGAAUAGCCAUCAAAGAAAUACCUGAAAGAGACAGCAGGUAUUCUCAACCUCUUCAUGAAGAGAUAGCUCUGCACAAAUAUUUAAAGCAUCGGAACAUUGUCCAGUAUCUUGGAUCUGUUUCAGAAGAUGGAUACAUUAAGAUUUUUAUGGAACAGGUGCCAGGAGGCAGCCUCUCAGCUCUCCUAAGAUCUAAGUGGGGCCCAAUGAAAGAACCUACAAUUAAAUUUUACACCAAGCAGAUUCUGGAAGGCCUGAAGUAUCUCCACGAGAACCAGAUUGUACACAGAGAUAUAAAGGGGGAUAAUGUUUUGGUGAACACCUACAGUGGUGUGGUAAAGAUAUCUGAUUUUGGUACAUCCAAACGACUGGCAGGAAUCAAUCCAAGCACUGAAACAUUUACAGGAACCUUGCAGUAUAUGGCUCCAGAAAUAAUUGAUAAAGGACCACGAGGUUAUGGGGCACCAGCUGACAUCUGGUCACUAGGUUGUACCAUUAUUGAAAUGGCAACAGGCAAACCCCCAUUUCAUGAACUAGGGGAGCCCCAAGCAGCAAUGUUUAAAGUUGGGAUGUUCAAGAUACAUCCUGAAAUUCCAGAAACACUUUCUGCUGAAACAAGGGCCUUUAUUUUGCUCUGUUUUGAACCUGAUCCUAGUAAACGUGUUACAGCAUCUCAUUUGCUCAGAGAUUCCUUCCUGAAACAAGUAAACAAGGGCAAGAAAAGCAGAAUUGCAUUCAAGCCUUCAGAUUAUACUCGUAAUGCAUCCCUCCCACUGCCAAUCCAUGGAGAACAGGCUGGCAGUAGCAGCAGUGAGCAUGGCUCCAUUUCACCAGACUCUGAUGUACAGCAUGACAUGUUUUUUGAAAGGCCAAAGAGAUCCGUUUCAGAAAUUCAGACAAAGCAUCCCAUUUCCCAUUUACUGAGCGUGCCUGAUGAGGGCUCGGCCUCAGAGGACAGGAACACCUUUCCUUCCAUUGAGGAUAAGGAUUCUGGUCUGUUUCUGCUGCGGAAGGACAGCGAACGCCGAGCAAUCCUGUACAAAAUCCUUAAGGAAGAGCAGGAUAAAGUUGCUUCCAAUUUGCAGGAUUGUAUUGCACAGAGCUCUGAAGAACUGCAACUUUCAGUAGCCCACAUCAAGCAAAUUAUUGGGAUUUUAAGGGACUUCAUACACUCUCCAGAGCAGAGAGUGAUGGCAUCUACCAUAUCCAAGCUGAAAAUGGAUUUGGACUUUGACAGCACUUCCAUCAAUCAGAUUCACCUGGUGCUGUUUGGAUUUCAGGAUGCGGUAAACAAAGUAUUAAGAAAUCACUUAAUAAGGCCCCACUGGAUGUUUGCAAUGGAUAACAUAAUUCGCCGUGCUGUCCAAGCAGCAGUCACUAUUCUUAUUCCAGAGCUUCGAGCUCACUUUGAGCCAGCAUUAGAAAUUGAAGGUGGGGACAAAGACAGCAAUGAAGUGGAGGAUGGUCACCAGCCCACUGAACAAAAUGGGGCUGAGGAUCCCACCAUCACAUCAGGAGUUGGCACCCUUAGUUCUGAGUUGUCACAUGAGACUCAACAGCAACUGAGCCUGGAGUUGGGCAGACUUAAACAAGAGACCUCAAGGCUUUUGGAAAACCUUGUUCAGAAAGAGAAAGAGUAUCAGACGCUGUUACGACAAUCUUUGGAGCAAAGAACUCAGGAAUUACGCUUGUUUCGAUUAAAACUUAAACCUGAAGACACCCAAUGGUCUGCAGCAACCUUUAAAGCAAAUGCAGACCCUGAGCUCAUGAAUUGGCUGAAGCAACAAGGAGCAGACUCAGACGCCAUUAAGAGGUUUGCUGAAGAAGAUUAUACACUAAGCACUGUCCUUAAUGAUAUCACUAAAGAUGAUUUGCGGUGUCUUCAACUGCGGGGUGGUCUUCUCUGCAGAAUUUGGAAUGCAAUAUUAAAUCACCGCCAAACAUCUGGUAAGACCUCAGUGCAGCAGGUUAAUGCUUUGGAAGGAGAAUGUGUAAUGGGAAUAAACAAAUGAAAGAUUCCUAACAUUCCUAACUCUUUAAUUAUUAGAUGCAUACAUAUGUAUGUAUGUAUAGUGGCCUUGCAGGUUUUGCACAAUUAUGUAGCUUGUUUGACCAUCAGUGUAAUACACAGUGAAUAGUAACAGCUUUUAAGUCAGUGUCAGUGCACUUAAAUUAUUUAUGAAAUGCUUAUCAAUGUAACACCAAAAAUUAGCCAAGGGAAGAAAAACCCUUUUCUGCAAAACAGGGAGCACAAACCUGAACUGGCUUCAGCAUUGUGAAAACUGUGAACUUAAAAUGUGUUACACUACUGCUGGCUGAUGGUUUGAGCAGGGAGGUGAUAUGCUUAGAGCAUGUCAGCCCCUUCAUAUAUGAAUGUAUAUAGCUUUUUGUAUUAAAGCUACUCUCACUGAACUACUAAGAAAA
Apus apus (common swift) is the source of this 4731-nucleotide messenger RNA. RefSeq names its product mitogen-activated protein kinase kinase kinase 15 (gene MAP3K15). Lineage: Eukaryota; Metazoa; Chordata; Aves; Apodiformes; Apodidae. Bases 222 to 4319 code for a protein of 1365 amino acids. Gene Ontology annotation, molecular function: ATP binding; MAP kinase kinase kinase activity. The record is from RefSeq and is a predicted model, not a curated record. The transcript is spliced from 30 exons. Gene Ontology annotation, biological process: protein phosphorylation; cellular response to stress; MAPK cascade.